AUGGCCUCCGGUAGUCAAGCUGGGGCGAAAGGGUACACACACUUCCGAGGUUGUGGUUGUGCUUCAGCACUUCGAGCAGAACCCCAACACACGGAGUUGCUUUCCAGUCAUCAGACCCAUCGCUCAAACUAUCUCUUUCAGCCAUGGCAAUAUGCCUCAAACGGCUUCCGCGAUGGGUUCCUAGAAGGAAAGAUACAUGAAAAGGCCUCUUGGUCGUUAGUGAUUCAAGUUCUAGGAGGAUUCCUGAAACUGUAUGAACGAUCACCUCGACCUGCCUCCUCGAGUCAGGUCGAUCAGGGUGGAUACGACCCGGUGCUCGAUUGUCCCGCUGAGACGGCCCGGAGACGCCAAUGA
Molecule: messenger RNA, 354 nt
Organism: Puccinia graminis f. sp. tritici CRL 75-36-700-3
Lineage: Eukaryota; Fungi; Basidiomycota; Pucciniomycetes; Pucciniales; Pucciniaceae
Exons: 1
Coding region: 1-354 (117 amino acids)
Source: RefSeq, a predicted model, not a curated record